AUGGACCAGUCAACUACAAAUCUCGUGCAACACACUUGUUCCAUUCUUGCACUCACAAACAGGUGUUUUAACACCUGUUUGAUGAGAGGCAAGGUUCAGAAAGAAGUUCAGUUAAGCAACGAUAAGGCUAAGCUCUUGGUCCAGCAAAGUGGACUGGCUUCAAUGUACCCAAUUGAUGACGAAGAGGAAGAAAACAUGUUCUCGUUCUUCAAAAAGCCCAAAGAAGUGGAUGAAUCUCAGCUGUUGAUCGACGACAAGGAUAUAAUCUGACUUCAUAAUUGAACACUCAGCAAUAAGAAAUACAAAGAGUUCUUGCAUGAGCAGCUACUUAAUGACUAUAUACAGGUAAAGAAGAAAAACAAAGACAUUAUGAAUUCGAUGUAAGCUUUCAAUUACUGCAA
This is a messenger RNA of Moneuplotes crassus, 401 nucleotides long. The record is from the annotation of a GenBank genome assembly. Lineage: Eukaryota; Ciliophora; Spirotrichea; Euplotida; Euplotidae.